This is a messenger RNA of Xenopus tropicalis (tropical clawed frog), 3795 nucleotides long. RefSeq names its product protein kinase cAMP-dependent X-linked catalytic subunit (gene prkx). Lineage: Eukaryota; Metazoa; Chordata; Amphibia; Anura; Pipidae. Gene Ontology annotation, biological process: anatomical structure morphogenesis. Gene Ontology annotation, molecular function: protein serine/threonine kinase activity; transferase activity; kinase activity. The record is from RefSeq and is a predicted model, not a curated record. Bases 922 to 2031 code for a protein of 369 amino acids. The transcript has 9 exons.
GCAGCGCCUAGAAUUUAUUGGAAUGGGAGGAGUUAUUAUGCUACGGGGGACCGCCCAUUUCGGCUUCUUUUCUUGUCUGACUGAACUGCAGUUUGAAUGUGCGGGGAGGGGGGAGGAUGUGAAACGGCCUGAGAAAGUAACCCGGCAGCCAAACACCAUCUUCCCUGGAACAAAGACUUUCCUUGUCGGAGCUUCCCAGGCAACUGACAGUGAAGUGCGAGCCGGCCUGGAGCAGCAGCAGCAGCAGCAGCAGCAGGUGAGGAGAGCAAAAGCCACUGACCCAGAGAGAAAAGUCCGGCUGCAAUGAGAAGAUCAAGUCUCCUUCCCCAUUCCUUUCUUUAAUUUCGCGUCAUCCUCCCAAAGCCUCGCAGCCAAUCAGGCAGCGGCUAGGGGCCGGUCGCAGUCGGCUAUUGGUCAGUUCAGGCUGGCUUGGGCAGGACUGGGCACCAAGUGUAACGUGGGUGCCGCUGCUUGCUGCCGUACUACAGGUUUAGUGGCACGCUGGGUGCUGGGCGCCGCUCUGCCCUCCUGCUGCCAGCUUUGGUGCUGAGAUACUCCGGGCGCCUGAGGACGACAAGGAAGCUUGCGUACCAAGCUGAGCCGCACUCCGCUGCGAGCUACUGCCACACAUUUACACACGCAAUGACGGGUUCCAGUCCCAGUGUUUAUACCGCUGGCAGUGCCAUCUGGGCGCACCCGGGGAUGCCACACGAACAAUAAGUUUUCCCAAGACGGAGGAUUUCAUCUUCAUUUUCCAGAUGCCACUUUCUCAAACUACUUGUGGGUGCCCACCAAGCUGGGCUGGCUGGCUGCAUUAUCCGCUCGUCUAACAGUGGGGGUCUCCACUCUUCUUGGGCUUUAUUUGGCCCCAGCCUUUAUUAUAUGCAGACAUUGUAGCACUGGGUCACAAGUCGAUUCCUGAUGGAGGCAGCAGCUGCUGCUGUGACAGUAAAAGCCAGGUCUGGCUCUAGAAGUGCUGGCAAGGGGAGCUGCGAUGGAGGAGUUGCUAGCCCCAGCUCAGGUUGCCUUGGACUUUCUGGAUGUGGGCACACUUCAUCGCCAUGCCCAGAGCUACAGCAGCAGUACAAAUUGGACGACUUCGAUACUGUAGCCACAGUCGGAACUGGCACAUUUGGAAGAGUACACCUGGUAAAAGAGAAAAUGGGCAAGCAAUAUUUUGCAUUAAAAGUAAUGAGCAUUCCGGAUGUGAUUCGUCUGAAACAAGAACAACAUGUACAUAAUGAAAAAUCUGUCUUGAAAGAGGUUAAUCAUCCGUUUCUAGUCAAACUGUUUUGGACCUCACAUGAUGACCGCUUCUUAUACAUGCUGAUGGAGUAUGUACCUGGUGGAGAGCUUUUUAGUUACUUACGGAACAUGGGACGCUUUAAUAACAGCACUGGACUGUUUUACUCAACUGAAAUUAUUUGUGCAAUAGAAUAUUUGCACUCCAAAGAAAUUGUUUACAGAGAUUUAAAACCGGAAAAUAUUUUGUUAGACAAAGAAGGGCACAUCAAGCUUACAGACUUUGGAUUUGCAAAGAAGCUCUCAGACAGGACAUGGACACUUUGCGGGACUCCUGAGUAUCUGGCACCAGAAGUUAUUCAGAGCAAAGGCCAUGGAAGAGCAGUGGAUUGGUGGGCUUUGGGGAUUCUAAUUUUUGAAAUGCUUUCAGGGUUUCCUCCUUUCUUUGAUGACAAUCCCUUUGGUAUCUAUCAGAAGAUUUUGGCUGGAAAGAUAGACUUUCCAAGACAUUUAGACUUAUAUGUCAAAGACCUCAUAAAGAAACUCCUUGUUGUUGACCGAACUAGAAGGCUUGGCAACAUGAAGAAUGGGGCAGAUGAUGUCAAAAGGCAUCGGUGGUUUAGAUCAAUAGACUGGGAUACUGUACCGCCAAGAAAAUUAAAACCUCCAAUAAUACCAAAAGUAACCCAUGAAGGUGAUACAUCCAACUUUGAAGCCUAUCCUGAAGAUGACUGGAACAAAGCACCGCCUGUACCUCCAAAAGACUUGGAAAUGUUUAAUAGUUUCUAAAUAAGUUUUUAGAAAGCUGAAAGAUAAACAGUUGAAGACCUUUUAACAGAGGGCGAUGAAGAAUGAUCAACAAGAAUAGUGAAGUUCUCUGAAAAAUGGAUGGAAUAUACCUCUGUUAAUGCUUCAUGAUCAAAAGGGGAAGAGCCAUUGACCUGCACAUUAGCUAAUGCUCCAAAUGUGCAUUUCUGAUUGACUUCAUACCACUGAAGAGCAUGUUUUGGCAUUCCAGUGCAUUGGGUCCAUAGUACAGUAGUACUUGGGUUGUUUAACCACUUGACCACUGUACCUAUUCAAUAUGAAUAGCCAUUAAAAGCCGAUCAACUCAGCUUGCAUCGAUGAUUUAAAUGUCAUUUGUACACAUCAUAGGCAUGGACAGUAAACUUCUUUGUUGAUAGAUUAAAAUUGCAAAAAUGAAGCUAUUUGUGUCAUUUAAAAGUUUGAGAAUGGUAGCUCUGAAUAAUUUACUGUUCAUUUAGUUAGAAAAUCCAUACUGUAAUAGUCAAAUGUAGAAUCAGUACAAGUUCAUACAAGACAGAAUGCCCUAUCAUAAUCUUCUUCUGGUUUUGAAGUAUGUUCUGUCAGUUGACAAACUACCCAUUGUAAUCACUAUUUCCAAAAAUAUAUUGAUAGGUUUUGAAUAGACAGGUCACUCGCACUCUGUGGUGCAUAUUUAUAAAGUUGUGGGGAAAAAAAAGACAUUGAUGUUUUAAUGUCUCGGGCCACCAUGUAGAACAAUGCAUAUUUUUUGCCAUUGUAUAGCUGAAUGUAAAAUUUGGUGUCAACUGGAAAAACUGAAGAAGAUGUUAUAUAAAUAAAAAAAGACACUUUUUAAUGCAACCUUUUUUUGAUCAGAAAUGAUGAGUAAAAACAUGACUGAGGAAUUGGUCCUCUUACCUCCAAUUGACUGCAACAGGGGUAGAGAGCAUUAUAAAGUAAUAGCAUUACUCUUUUACUAUAAACUGGCUAAAAAUUCAUUGCAAAUUCCAAAAUUGCAUUUUAUCAAGACUGAAAAUAUCUGGGGCUGAAUUGUAGAAAAAUGUUUGCUUCCAAUUUGGUCCCCACUUGAUAAUUAGAAGUCUGCCCUCUUUGUGUGGUACUCUCUGCCCAAUAAUAUAAUAGCCAUAUAGUUAUUCAUUUUUAUUUAGUCUCAGUGGCACCACCCCAUGCUUUUUUAUUUUUUUUAUUGUAAUUAUUGUUGGGUUUCUAUUUUUAUUUUAAAAAGAAAACAUUGGCAAAAUGUUUUAAUUUAUGUUAUAUAUUUUUCCGUUCAAGGUAAAAAUCAUUAACAUUAACCCUUUGUUGUGAGACUUCUUCCCUUGUGUCCAGCAACCUGACUUUCUUUCUGACUAAAUACAAAAGGUGGUACUGAAAAAUAAUAAUGUUAUAAAUAUUAGUCAUGGGGAGAAUAUGACAGGGAAUUACCCAAUGAAACCUCAAUAAUAAACUUUAGUUGGAUGGUAAAGAAACAGAUGGUGUUCCUAGUUAAUUUACCAAGAUUUUCACCCCCAACAAACGCAAUUUUGUCUUUUUCAGCUCCACUGUAAGCCUUUUUUCUUUUGUGUUUAUGUAAACCUCAUAUAUAUAUAUAUUUUAAUGAAUGUGUUGAAAGGAGCACAAAUGUAGUAUGUAUAUAAUUGGAAAUAUAAAGACUGAAACCAAGAUGUAAAUGUUUGUACUUUAAAAAGCCUGAGUUUUAUUUUUGAAAAUAAUGUGUUUGCAAUAUUUUGUCAGGGAGCGAAUAAAGAAAUGUUUUUUUUUUCUUCA